Molecule: messenger RNA, 2196 nt
Organism: Oncorhynchus tshawytscha (Chinook salmon)
Lineage: Eukaryota; Metazoa; Chordata; Actinopteri; Salmoniformes; Salmonidae
Gene: dpm2
Product: dolichyl-phosphate mannosyltransferase subunit 2, regulatory
Exons: 4
Coding region: 379-627 (82 amino acids)
Biological process (GO): GPI anchor biosynthetic process
Cellular component (GO): endoplasmic reticulum membrane; dolichol-phosphate-mannose synthase complex
Molecular function (GO): enzyme regulator activity
Source: RefSeq, a predicted model, not a curated record
AAUGCGUGCAUUUUAGCGUUUAAGUCACUUUUCAAAAGUUACAAAUACAUUUUUAAAAGUAGCUACAUUUGUUGCUAGGUGCCGUUAUAAAAAAAAGUUGCCAGGGUAGUCUGAAAAGUUGCUAAAUCUAGCAACAAAAUUGCUAAAUUGGCAUCACUGUUUGUGGUAGUCUAAACAGAAUCCUUGCGACGUCCAAAAGACGUGACCGCAUUGGAUUUAAACGGUUUGAGUAGGGUUUAGGCGAGGGUAUGCACCGAACAUGUACCUAUUUUGGGUUUAGGCGAGGGUAUGGACAGACCGUUUACCUAUUUUCUUCAUCAUCCGGGUCACGCUCGCAGUUUGCGGAUGUGAUUCAAACGCGGAAACAACACGUUAGAAAUGGCAUCAGGGACAGAUCGAGCAGUUGGCAUGGGCCUGGUUGGCUUCAGCCUCCUAUUAUUUACAUACUACACAAUUUGGGUCAUCAUACUGCCCUUCGUGGACAGCGAUCAUGUGGUCCACCAGUAUUUCCUUCCACGGGAGUACUCUGUCAUUCUACCUGGGAUUGCAGCAUUGAUACUGCUGCUCUGUGUAGGUACCUUCAUUGGCGUGGUCACCAGGAAGAACCGCAAGCCUAAGGUGGACUAAGAGGGAUGGUGUCACAGAGACGCUGUCAGACGGGUCAGGAUGUAGCGCUAGUAGUUAUGCUAACAGUAGCUUCACUAGAACCUCCCUGGUCCAGCGUCUUGCCUUACAUUCCGUUGGGAGAAAUCAAAAAUAAAGUCUGGCUUCUCUCUGACAGCUGAUGAAAACAUCUAAUGACUGAAAGACAUAAGACAAGACUUGAAGAGCUGCUGUACACCAACACCUAUCCCUUCUCCUUAUUCAGACCCACAACCUUGUGGUUGGCAAUGCAUGUCAGAGAUUGACAUUAAAGCCUGAAAGGCACUUGCCCACCGGGCAAGUCAGAAGUCUUUUUUUUGGUUGCCAAAAGAUUACGAUCACUUCCCUGAAAAUGUAAAUUAGUUAUUUACACACAAACUGCCAUUUAUGGCCUGCCUGUCACCUACACAUAGGGAAGGAAUCAGAUCAGUACUGGAAUUCUUUGUAUUUUGGUUGUUAUCAGUAAAAACAUUAAUAGCAGGCUCAACUUGCCCGACUGCCAUAAAUGCCAUAAAUUGUUUGUCUUUUGUGUAAACAAUGGGAAUGAACCAGAAAGAUCAGCUUUAGGCAACUGGAAUUCUUUUCAGUUUGAUUUCUAGAUGUAUUUAUUUUUCGUUACAUGCCCAUUGGGGCAAACUCAGAGCAGGCCAAACUUGUGCAACUGCUCACUUCACUUGACCCAGGCAAUAGGGCAACCCUUAAUGUCAAUCCCUGCAUGGCUGCAGAUGCUAUAUUUAUCCUUAAGGAGCAUUGUCACUUUGCCAGGGAUACAAAAUUCAAAAGGCACUCGCACAUCUGAGCAAUCCAAUUUGCAGGUGCAUGGCAACAAUUGAACAAGAUGAAGGAAAAAGGAAACUGCACACUGCUCUUGAUAGUAUCACUGAUCUUUAAUAAGCUUAUGCGUGAGGCCUUCGUCAGAGCUUUUGUGAAUAAAAAAAAAAUUUGAACUCUUAUGUAGACCUAGCCCCACCCACAUCUCUUCCACACAUCGAAGGGGGUUGGAGGCAAAGGAAAAAAAGGGAUGAAAUCGAUGUGUCAGUAUUCACUUUCACUGUAUGUGGUCAGCCCUAGAUAAAAACCUGGCUUCAUAAUGUGGAGAAGAAUUAGAUUAGCUGAUUUUGUGGAGUACUAUAUCAGAUUCGAUCAAAGUUUCACUGGCAUCCCAUUUCACCACAUUUUGGAUGUCUUUUCAGGCACUGUUUUAAGACUUAAAGAUUUAUUUUGAGUUCUUAGUUGCUAAGAAUGACCAAUGUCAAUUGUAUAGUUAGUAACUGUAGUCUUCACGGACUGAAAGGGCCCAAUUGAUAUCCAAGCAUAUUUAUUAUGUCCACACAAGCACUUGGUAUUUUAAAUAAUCAUUGUGGCAAAUUAGGAAAUCUGUCAUUCUUUUAAAUACCAUUAAGUGCUUGGCUAGUUCAAGUACAAGAUAACUUAGCAUCUGAUAUGAUGGACGAUUUUCUAAAGUCUGUUGAGCAAAACAAGGUCUAAAAAUGUGGAUGGUGUAUAGGGUUAAAGGUCCUCUGUAUUCACAAAAUAAAAUGUUUAUAUUGAUAA